Messenger RNA from Oncorhynchus kisutch (coho salmon), 7935 nucleotides. RefSeq names its product zinc finger protein 106a (gene znf106a). The record is from RefSeq and is a predicted model, not a curated record. Gene Ontology annotation, cellular component: cytosol; membrane. Gene Ontology annotation, molecular function: zinc ion binding; RNA binding; SH3 domain binding. NCBI's taxonomy places the organism in Eukaryota, Metazoa, Chordata, Actinopteri, Salmoniformes, Salmonidae. Gene Ontology annotation, biological process: insulin receptor signaling pathway. Bases 177 to 6803 code for a protein of 2208 amino acids. The transcript is spliced from 21 exons.
GUGGUAAAAACCUUUUUGGCUUCGCGUCUUCACGGCCCGGUCCACAUCUGGGAGGGUCAACCGGGUCGAUGCAGCGACAAGACGGGAAGUGGAUGAACUUGCGCCACUAAACGAGAUAUUUUCACAGUACGUAAUGGCCUGAUUUAUUUUUUUGAAACCCAUCACCAAUAUCCAACAUGGGGAGAGAAAGGAAGUGUAUUCUCUGUCAGAUCGUUUACAGCUCCAAACAGGAGAUGGAUGAGCAUAUGAAGAGUAUGCUGCAUCAUCGGGAACUGGAGAACCUUAAGGGCCGGGACUGUGGCCACGAGUGCCCGGUGUGCCGGGUGACCGUGGUGAGUCUAACGGACUACGCCAACCACAUAUCCAGCAGGGUGCACAAGCAGCGCGUGGAGACGGCGGAACGCGAGGGUGCCGGGAACGACCAGGAAGAGGAGUACUUCGACAAGGAUCUGAUCAAACUGAUCGAGACCCGGAAGGAAGUGAUCAGGAGGGAGGAGGAGGCUGCAGCAAAGCGUGCCAGAGAGGAGGAGGCGCAGAGGAGAGAGGAAGAGGAGAGUAGGAAGCGGCAGCAACAGAUCCAGAAGUGGAGUGAGGCACGGCAGUACUUCUGCCAGAAGGGGGCGUUGUGGGACUGGAGAUACCCCAACAAAACCCCUCCAACACCACCACCACCUCGAAAAUGCAAGGGGCCCGCCUGGCAGGAGCAGGGGGGCUGGGACUGCAGCUCUACCCCCGCCGGGUGUCGAGGUCCCUGGGAGACCCAGGAGGACAUCAGGUUCAACUGGUACGACAGGAAACAGGGCCGCAGUGCCACCUGGCACGCCCAGGAACCACCCAACGUCUACAAGUGGAGCGCCGGACAGAGAGGCAGUGGCAGCCUGCACAGCAGGGAGGGAACCAAUAAGAGAUGGCAGCAGGAGGAGUAUCUCCACCCCCCAGCACAGCAGCAGAGCGGAGGGAGGGAACCCUGGCAGCAGAACAGCGGAGGAGGAGGUGCCACCGGUCUAUACGGCAGCAGCAGAGGGGGUCACGGACUUCCUGGUGUGCUCGCUGACCGUGUCAUGACGGAAGGGCCGAGCAGCACGGAGUCACUUCACAGGAUGGACUUCACCAGCGACCAGCUGGAUCCGGUCGGGUCCUUCGACCAGCUACACAGAUACGCUCGCUUCGAACCGCAGGAUGACGGCCGGAAGGGUGGACACCAGAACAUGGCCCAGGAAGAGCCAGCUGGUGGAGCAGAACACGAUCGUAAAAGUGGCAUGGGGCCCAAGGCGUUCGGUAGUAAUCCUAAACUCGACAAGGCCUGUCGCUGGUCCCCUUAUCCGUCCCAUAAGGAGACUCACCCUCAUCCUCACCCCUCAGAGAAGCACCCAAAGGGUCCUCCUCCUCCCCCAACCUUCCAGACCCCCCAGACCCCCUUGGGCCAGGGCAGAGAUAGGGAUCUGAGGCCCAGACGUGACAUAACGCUGGACCUCCACCGCUCCUCGGGUCUGAAGCCGACUCAAUCCAGACAGGACCUGCGAGCAGGCCAGCAGAGAGCAGCGCAGCAGCAGAGGUCUCCUGAUCAUAGUGUAGAAGGGAGGGAACCCAGGAAGCUUAGAGACAUCUCUACAAGGAUCAGUAGCAGUGAUAACAGCAAUAGUUUGAGGACAGACAGACAAACCACCUCCUCUUCCUCUGGGUCCACCUCCACCAGACAGAGGGCAGCUAAACCAUCAGAGUGCCUUGAGAAAGGCCUGUCCUCCUCUUCGACUACCAGCCUCAAGACCCACCUGGGUAGGGCCUCCAGCCCCAGCCCCACCCUAACUUCCAGCCCCAAGACCCACCUCAGUAGGGCCUCCAGCCCCACCCUCAAUCUAACCCCCAAUCCCAAGACUCACCUCAGUAGGGACUCCAGCCCUAGCCCCUCUACCACCCCCAGGACCCAGCUGAGCCGAGCCUCCAGCCAGGACUCGGACCAGCUUAGGUUGUCCAGACACAGAAGCCAGGAUUUGGGGAGGAGGCAGGGAUCAAAAUCCCCCCAGCAGGACCAGGAGCAGCUGCUGAACGAGAUGCUGAGGAGAGCCAAGGAGACACUGCUAGACAAGAGGAGCUCCGUGGACCUGUCUGCUGUUAACAACAGGACCGAGGGACAGAAGGCAGUGUCCAACGACCAUAGGAUAGAGAAAAAGGAGAGGACGAUGGUGCUACACAUCAAGGAACAACAACAGGCGGAGAGCUCUGCUGGCGUUACGGUCGUAGAAGACAACAGACAGAAGAGAGGGAAGUCGUCUAGACAGACCAGACAGGACAGAGCUAACCCAGCUGAGGACAGAGCUAGCAGCAGAGCUAACCCAGCUGAGGACAGAGCUAGCAGCAGAGCUAACCCAGCUGAGGACAGAGCUAGCAGCAGAGCUAACCCAGCUGAGGACAGAGCUAGCAGCAGAGCUAACCCAGCUGAGGACAGAGCUAGCAGCAGAGCUAACCCAGCUCAGGACAGAGCUAGCAGCAGAGCUAACCCAGCUGAGGACAGAGCUAGCAGCAGAGCUAACCCAGCUGAGGACAGAGCUAACCCAGCUGAGGACAGAGCUAGCAGCAGAGCUAACCCAGCUGAGGACAGAGCUAGCAGCAGAGCUAACCCAGCUGAGGACAGAGCUAGCAGCAGAGCUAACCCAGCUGAGGACAGAGCUAGCAGCAGAGCUAACCCAGCUGAGGACAGAGCUAGCAGCAGAGCUAACCCAGCUGAGGACAGAGCUAGCAGCAGAGCUAACCCAGCUGAGGACAGAGCUAACCCAGCAGAGGACAGAGCUAGCAGCAGAGCUAAUCCAGCAGAGGACAGAGCUAGCAGCAGAGCUAACCCAGCUGAGGACAGAGCUAGCAGCAGAGCUAACCCAGCUGAGGACAGAGCUAGCAGAAGAGCUAACCCAGCUGAGGACAGAGCUAGCCGAAGAGCUAACCCAGCUGAGGACAGAGCUAGCAGAAGAGCUAACCCAGCUGAGGACAGAGCUAGCAGCAGAGCUAACCCAGCUGAGGACAGAGCUGCUGCUUCUGAGCCUUUAGAGACCAUGAUGGAGUUUGUGACGUCUCCCUCAGACAACCACCUGUCUGUUCAGUCUGUCCAGGUCAGCACAUCCACCAUGGAGUCCCCAGAGGGGGCUGUGCUCUCUCUCUCUCCCAGGGAGGAGGCGGUGGGGGAGAGGGAGGAGGCGAGGGGCCUGGUGUCUGGAGAGGAGGCCAUGGAAGUAGCAGACGCAGGGCUAUGGUCAGACAGUGACCCCUUGAGAACCAUUGAUCCUAACCUUGACCUCCACACGACCUCUGACCCCUCCUCAGGCUCCACCCAGACCAAACCCACCCUGCCCCUCGGCCUAAAGAGGGACCUCACCCGACACAUCGGCUCCAAGACCAAGAGCGGCAGCCAUGAGCCCAAUCUGAACAUAGCGCGGCGGAUCAGGAACGUGAGCGGGACGAGGAGAGGGGAUGCGGAGAAGGAUUUGGGGCUGAAGCCAACGUUAAGACAGCUCAUCAGUUCGUCGGGGUCACGACGCUGUGUCAACUGGGACCAGGUGUACCAGGAAGUCCACAGGAAGAAGCAGCAGCAGGGGAAAGGCAUGCCCAGGUUUGGUAUCGAGAUGGUGUCCUGUGACCAGGAGGGGGAAGAGGUUCCUCUGGCCGAGGGGUUUCAGUGGGAGACCCUCUUCGGCCUCGGAGACUCUGGACCCGCCUUCGCCCCAGUGACUCCUCGCAAGCGCAGCCUCUCGGAGAGUAGCGUGGCUCCAGACCGCUCGACCGCCAACCUCUCCUCUCUCUUCGGGGGUCAGACACCUGGUCAGGCGAUUCCAGGAGAGAGGGCACCCGGAGAUGGGGCUGGAAGGGAAGUGAGAUGCAGCUCAGACCAGCAAAGCUCCUCGUUCUUCAGAGACCUCCAGCAGCCUAAAGUGGAGGGGACACCGUGUGAAGACAGCGCACAGAGAGAAGUACAGGGGCCACUACCAGAGGGGCCCCCAGGGUUCGAGCCGAGACCUGACUCCGUGAUAGGGGACAGCAGCUCGGGGACGGAGCAGACCGACACGCAGGGAGCCAGGAUGAAACGACGUGCAGCUGGGGACAUUGCAUGUCCUGAAAUCCCUCAUUCAGAGAGGAAGAAUAAAAGAAUGAAGGUCAAGUCCAAAAAAGAGCGUCUACAGGUGGACCAUCUCCUUGCUGUGUCUCUGAGAGAGGAGGAUCUGAGCCGGUCUCUACAAGGGGUCGACAACAGCCUGAUCCAGGCCAGGGCUGCUCUACAGGCUGCCUACAUGGAGGUCCAGCGCCUCCUAGUGGUCAAACAGCAGGUUUCCAUGGAGAUGAGUACUCUCAGAAGGAAGCGUAUUGAGUUGCUCCAAGGGAUACAAGGUGGUGUUGAGAGCCUUUCCCUGCCCAGAGUGAAGAGCUGUGAAGAGGAGAUGCCUUUAGAGAUGCCCCCGUCCCUGCUGUCGCCUCUAACAGAACCCCUUGUCGCCAGUCCCAACCAGGUUCCCCUCUACCUCCCCCCCUGCUCCACGCCCCCCUCCCUGUCCCCGAGCCACCAGACCCACCCCCAGCCUAUCACACAGUCAGUAGUUAUCAAGCAGGAGCCCCUGUCCCCUGGUAGGGUGACCACUAAGACUGAGGAUGCGGAGAGCGCAGUGACCGUUCACCACGGCUCUCACAGCACCACGUCAGAUCCCACGCCCAUCCCUACAGCCCCUCACGCAGAUUGUGCCGCCAGCUGCCAACCGGUCCGAGGGAGGAAGUCUGAGCGUCACAGAGUCAGCAGAGAGCUCUCUCAAGAGGGCAGCAGUCUACCCGUAGGAGCAUGUGUAGAAUGGAAGGACCCCUCGGCAGGUUCACCAGGCCUGGUCCAGUCGGGAGAGAGGGGUGUUCAGGUUACCACAGCAGACAGGGGUAACUUCAAGUCCCACCCAGCCCCACUGUCAGGCCAAUCCAGCCGCAAGAGCUCCAGAGCUGGGAUCCAGGACCUAGAAACCUCCCCCGUCCCAGCCCCACUGUCAGGCCAAUCCAGCCGCAAGAGCUCCAGAGCUGGGAUCCAGGACCUAGAAACCUCCCCCGUCCUUCCUCUGUCCAACGCGCCGCCUCAGGCGGAGGUGAAGACCAUAAAGCGCGUGAGGAAGUUGAAGAAGAAGAGGGUGCUAAGGAAGGCCAAGGGGGAGGAGCAACAGCUUGACAACAGCGACACAGAACUGGAGGCGGAGACUACCUUCUCCCGACCCGUCAGACUCAUCGGAACCCGCAGGAAACCCAACGGCGGAUGCCGGCCCCAGGUCACCACAUCCUCCUCCACGUCUAGCCCGCCCGGAACAUCAGAGGACAGGGGAGAGCGUCCAGGACCACCGAGGUCUCCAGCCACGAGACCCGAGGAGAGGCAGGAUGACUCCGACUCCUCUCUGGAGAUGGUCGUGCUCCCCCAUGCAGCUCCAGGUGAGGUGGUCACCAUUGACACCUCUGGUCCAGAGGAUGGAGACAUGGACAUCUGCCCCCGGCCACAGCCCGCUGUCUCACCCCCAGCCCCAGACACACUGAAGACGGAGCCCCAGAAGCUGGCCUGCAAUGAGGUGACCUCCACAAGCGAGAUGGAUGGUAGCUCUGUUGGCAAGAGUGAAGUCCAGCUUCCCCCGACAUCUGUCAAGCUGUCCAAGACUUCCUCAGAUCUGUCUCUGGACGGGUCGUCGGAGCCCGGGGGGGAGGAUCUGCCAUCUGAGGGGAUGUUUGAGGGUCACCAGGAGACUGUUAAUGCCAUGCAGGUCCACAUGGGUCUACUCUAUACCUGUUCUGGAGACCGCACUGUUAGAGCCUUCAGCCUGGUGAGCCGUGAGUGUGUGGCUGUGUUUGAGGGCCACAGCACCAAGGUCAACUGUUUGCUGGUUUCUUCUGGACCAGGUCUUCAACAACGACUUUACUCUGGCUCCAGUGACCAGACUAUCCGCUGCUACAACCUCAGAUCCAGGGAGUGUGUGGAUCAGUUCUCUCUCCCAGACCGGGUUCUUUGCCUCCACAACCGUUGGAAAGUUCUGUACGCUGGCCUAGCUAACGGCUCCGUGGUCACCUUCAGCAUCAAGACCAACAAGCAGCUGGAUGUGUUCGAGUGUCACGGGCCGCGGGCGGUGAGUUGCCUAGCGACAGCCCAGGAAGGAGCUCGCCGCAUCCUAUUGGUCGGGUCCUACGACAGCACCAUUAGCAUCCGGGAUGCCAAGAGUGGCCUGUUGCUACGGACUCUCGAGGGACACACCAAGACAGUACUAUGUAUGAAGGUAGUCAAUGACCUGGUCUUCAGUGGCUCCAGUGACCAGUCGGUCCAUGCACACAAUAUACACACUGGAGAGUUGGUGCGUAUCUAUAAAGGACAUAGUCAUGCUGUCACAGUGGUGGCCAUCCUGGGGAAGGUGAUGGUCACUGCCUGUCUUGACAAACUGGUCCGCGUCUACGAGCUACAGUCACAUGAUCGUCUGCAGGUGUACGGUGGACACACGGACAUGGUGAUGUGUAUGGCAAUCCACAAGAAUAUGAUCUACACUGGUUGCUAUGACGGCAGUGUGCAGGCGGUCAAACUGAACCUGAUCCAGAACUAUCACUGUCGGUGGCAUGGCUGUUGUCUGAUCUUUGGAGUGUUGGAUCACCUUCAGCAGCACCUGCUCCAAGACCACGCCUCUCCCAACACACAGAACCUCAAGUGUCGAUGGAAGAACUGUGACGAGUAUUUCACCGCUCGCAACGGCUCCAAGCAGGGGGCUCCAAGGCACAUGCUGCAACAUGUUGAGGAGGAGUGGAGUGGACCAGCCCACCCCUGAGGGAGUCUGGAGUGGACCAGCCCACCCCGGAGGGAGUCUGGAGUGGACCAGCCCACCCCUGAGGGAGUCUGGAGUGGACCAGCCCACCCCUGAGGGAGUCUGGAGUGGACCAGCCCACCCCGGAGGGAGUCUGGAGUGGACCAGCCCACCCCGGAGGGAGUCUCACGCUCCUAACCCCCCCCCCUUAAUUCCCAUAUUGGGGUGACCCAGUCUAUAAGGUCACCUGGUUGAACCUGAAUGAUGAGCGUAUCAGUGAAACAGUGGGGUGAUUCAGCUUGGUGCCAAGUGACUACUAGCCUGAAAACAAGACCUGUUUGGUGCUAACGUUCCACUUCUUGCCAAUGUUAGGCAUUGACGAGGAGUGGCAAUGAGUGGAAUGAUAGCACAAAACCGACUGGUAUUCAGGAUAAGUUGACCAUCCAUACCAGAGAAUAAUGAUGAUGAAUCUGUGGUUUUGUUAUGAAAGGAGAGAUGUGUUCUAGUUCUAGAACCAACUAGAACACAUCUCUUCCUCUCCAUGGUUCUCUCAUGAAUAAAUGAACACUGCUUAAUGUCAGUUGCCUUGAACCACUGACCAAAUAAGACAAAGGAACACAGGACUGACUGUUCACCAAGCAAAGAAACCAGGUCUGAAAAGAGUCAUUGUUAUGUUUUCUAUUCAAAUGGCUGCAAAUACAUUUUAAAAAUGAAUCCAACCCUCAGUUUUAUAAAGACAAAUGUUUUCCACUGUAUGUUUUUGUUUUGGAGGGAUGUCGGGAUGCUAGUGUCUUGGUGUGUUUGGAGGGAAGUCGGGAUGCUAGUGUCUUGGUGUAUUUGGAGGGACGUCGGGAUGCUAGUGUCUUGGUGUGUUUGGAGGGAAGUCUGGAUGCUAGUGUCUUGGUGUAUUUGGAGGGACGUCGGGAUGCUAGUGUCUUGGCGUGUUUGGAGGGAAGUCGGGAUGCUAGUGUCUUGGUGUGUUUGGAGGGAAGUCGGGAUGCUAGUGUCUUGGUGUGUUUGGAGGGAAGUCGGGAUGCUAGUGUCUUGGUGUAUUUGGAGGGACGUCGGGAUGCUAGUGUCUUGGUGUGUUUGGAGGGACGUCGGGAUGCUAGUCUCUUGGUGUGUUUGGAGGGAAGUCGGGAUGCUAGUGUCUUGG